AAAAUCAGCAAAAAUGGGCAAAGGCGAUCCUAAGAAGCCGAGAGGUAAAAUGUCUUCAUAUGCCUUCUUUGUGCAAACCUGCCGGGAGGAGCACAAGAAGAAACAUCCAGAUGCUUCAGUGAACUUCUCAGAGUUCUCAAAAAAAUGCUCAGAACGAUGGAAGACUAUGUCUUCUAAGGAGAAAGGGAAGUUUGAAGAUAUGGCAAAGGCUGACAAGCUUCGUUAUGAAAAAGAAAUGAAAAACUAUGUACCACCUAAGGGGGAAACAAAAAAGAAGUUCAAGGACCCAAAUGCACCGAAGAGGCCUCCUUCGGCUUUUUUCUUGUUUUGCUCUGAGUUUCGUCCAAAAAUCAAAGGAGAACAUCCUGGUCUGUCCAUUGGAGAUGUCGCAAAGAAACUGGGAGAGAUGUGGAACAACACCGCUGCAGACGAUAAACAGCCUUAUGAAAAAAAGGCUGCUAAGCUGAAGGAGAAGUAUGAAAAGGAUAUUGCUGCAUACCGGGCCAAAGGGAAGGUUGAUGGAGGCAAAAAAGUAGUUGCCAAGGCUGAGAAGAGCAAGAAGAAGAAGGAGGAGGAGGAAGAUGAGGAUGAAGAUGAAGAGGAUGAAGAUGAUGAAGAGGAGGAAGAAGAGGAGGAUGAAGAUGAUGAUGAUGAUGAAUAAGUCUCUUUUAGAGCAAUUUCUUUCUUGUCUAUAAAGCAUUUAACCCCCCUGUACACAAUUCACUCCUUUUAAAGAAAACAAAAUUGAAAUGUAAGGCUGUGUAAGAUUUGUUUUUAAACUGUACAGUGUCUCUUUUUUUGUAUAGUUAACACACUACCGAAUGUGUCUUUAGAUAGCCCUGUCCUUAGUGGUAUUUCAAUGGCCACUAACCUUGCCUGGUACAGUGUGGGGGUUGUAAAUUGGCAUGGGAGUUAUAAAGCAGGUUCUUGUUGGUGCACAGCACAAAUUAGUUAUAUUCGGGGAUGUAGUUCAUUUCUCAUCUUCAGUUGUCUCUGAUGCAUCAUAAAAAUAAUUGUUGUUCUGUUAACUGAAUACCACUCUGUAAUUGCAAAAAAAGAAGAAAAAAAGUUGCAGCUGUUUUGUUGACAUUCUGAAUGCUUCUAAGUAAAUACAAUUUUUUUUUAUUAGUAUUGUUGUCCUUUUAAUAGGUGCCCUUGAGAAUCACACUUUUUCUUUUCUCUCUUUUUUUUUUUUUUUUUUUUUUUGAGGGGAACUCAUCUUUUGCUUUAUUGAAUGCCCAUAUGGGAUCACGGGAAUAUUACAGUUUUCAUCUUUCAUAUAACCAGCUGAUAAACAAAGCUUUGAUCUGCAUACCCUGCAUUAUCAUGAUAGGGUAAGAAAAGAAAUAUAUAGGCAUAUGAUGAAAGAAUAUACUUCCAUAACUGGAAACAAAACAAAAAAAAAUUCAAUCUCAGCAAACUGAUACUUGUUCUGAUUUUUGUGAAAUGUAAUAUUCUAUUGAGUUGCAUGAAUUUACCAGUCUUGGAGAGUUGAGAAGUACAGAGUUCAAUUUUACAGAAAUUAAAUACUUUGGGGGGUGGGGAGGGAGGGAAUGUUAAAUUUUGUCCUAGAAGGACCCAUAGGAAGAGUGUAUGUCCAUCCGGUGUAGAGAAAUUUACAUGUGUGACUCUGUUACCAUGUAAUGGAAGUUAUAUUUGUAAAUCUCUGAACACCUGAGAGCGAUGAGCGUACCUAAAAUGUGUAAAGUUAAAAGCAUGAAAUGACCAUAUUAUUUUUUGGUGACAGGUCUGGUGAUGGCCACGGGCUUUAUACCAUGAAACUCCUGGUAGUAAAUGGCCCACAAGAAAUGAAUUUUCUUUCUAAGAUUUCUAUAAAUGAUACCAUUAUUAUUUGUUAAAUCUAUGUAAAUUCAUAUUUGUAUUCUUGAAAUUCUAGUUUUAGCCCUUUAAAAAAAGUUGUAUAUUGUCUCAAAUUGAAAAUGAGAUAAGAUGUAUUUUUCCUGUUAGGUUUUAUACCGCACUCUUGAUGUUUGCCCAUUUUUAAGUUAAAUAUAGUUGUAUGGAAAAGUACAUUUUAUUAAAUUUUGCAUUAAAAAGUUAAAUGUUUAUGGUAUACCAACAAUGUCUAAUUUGGUCAAAUACAGUUCUCUUCCAAAACCAAAGCUAAGGGGUUUUUUGCAUAUUUAGUAAAACUUCAAGUGCUGGCAGCUGUAACUAUUUUCACAUAUACCUGCUUACCAGUUUGGGGGACAAUUUGGCAAUUUUGUGGUUACAAAAUUAUGGUUCUCUUAAGUGCCAGUGUUUAAAAAAAAAAAAGCAUUCUUGUAAUUUUACACGCUUUUGUGAUGGAGUAUUGUUUUGUUAUACAAUUUUGACUUUCAGAUUCUUAUUUCAAUUUGCAUUUAUGUAUAACUUCAGGAGAAAUAUUGAACAUCUGAAAUCCUGGAUGAUACUAAUAAACUAAUAAUUGCAGAGGUUUUAAAUACUUAAGUUAAAUGGCUCACUUAAUAUCCGAAGGAUUUGGGGGUUUUUUGUGUGUUGGUGUUCUCAGAUAUGUACAUUCCUGCUUUCUGUUUCAAGCAGAAGAAUAAUGCUGUUUGCAAGGUCUCGAUAUAGAAAGCUUAGGACAGACAGACUUUUUUGUCUCCUUAAACUGGAUAUUACACAUUCAAAUGCUCGUAACUGAUGACAAAUAAAUUUUCUGUGCUGAAGGGUUUUUUUGUUUCCCCAGGUCAUCAGAGGAAAGUAGACACAUUUCUUGUUCUUGGAACAAACAUACUAAAUGAGAUCCCUAUAGUCUUGUGCCAUUGUUCUCAGUGCUUGAUGCUGACAAGAAGUAACCUAGAGGAUUCAACUGAACUUAAAAGAGUAGCUAGUGCUUACCUGGCAGCCAGGCGUGGCCUAUGCCUUGUCUUUGGGGUUAGAACAUUGAGAAAGUGUGUCAAGGCUGAAGAGGGUAGGUAAUACAAUAACUAUAAAUGCUAGAACUGCCUGUUUUAGUGCUGCAGAGGCUGAUGUUGGGUGGGAGCAGCACCAGCACUUAAAUAAUCCUCUUGGUCAAAACUGAUUCUUGACACAGAUAGGUCGGACUUGACCAUUCCAAGAUUCCUUGAUCUGAGGUCAGUUACUACUGACAUUUGAGCUUGAAUAUGCCUCCCCUUGAUCUUUAAAAGUGACUGCUUUCUGGGGAAUAAUGAGCAGUGAAAUUGCAAUUGUUUAGGCAGUGGUUGCCUACAAGGGAAUUAGACAGCACUGGCAUCACUGUCAAAACAGUAAAAAAGCAUUUCCUACACGUUUAACCUUCACGUAAAUGCUAAAUGCCUGAUGUAGAGGAGAAAAAAGGCUUUUCCUGUUCUAAACAACAAAAAUGUUUUGGUCUGGAGAGAACUUGAAUGCUAAUAAGUGGUAGUAAUGAUACCUUGAAUGCCAAAUGGAGCCAGAAUGAUUUUAUGGCUGUUUAUCUCAAGUUGGUUCUGAAAGGAGGUACAGCUGCAGCCACCUGCCUUCCAGGUACACUCUGUAACUUUAAACUGGUUUAACUAAACAGAGGCAGCGUUCAAUCUCUUCUGCCGAGCUUUCAGCAAUCACACCACCCGUAGUAAAAAGUUGAGCUAAUUUCACAAAAAGUUUCUGUCCAGGCAGAUGGGCCCCUGCAAAGCUAAACUAAUGGGUAUAAAGUGGCUGAUUUCUGCAGCCUAAUUAGGGUGCUGUUGGCACUGCCGACACUGAGUCUCUUCACAGCUGCUUUUAUCAGUGUAACCAGCCCAUCGUGAAGGAGGAGAAGGGCUGAGUAAUAGCUGGGUUUAGGCUUGCUAGAAAGCGGCAAGAUGGAUUUGACUGACUCCUCAAGAAGAGGAGCCAGGCAGACUGCAGCCACAGCAUUAGGUUCUCUAGAUGGGUGACAAGCCCAGCUUGGAAAAAAACUCUCCUAAUUCUUGCUAGCCUAAGGGUUAGACCUGUUAGUUAGAGUAAACAUUCCCAUUCUGCCUUCCCAGCUAUGCCUGACAGGAGAUUAAAGGAAUAAAGACAAUGUGCUGUGUUGGGUUAUAAUGUUGGGUUAUUCAAUACAGUGUCUGUAACAGAGACAUGGCAAAAUACAAAGAUAGUAUUUAAUUCCAGAGACGAUUAAUUUUCACUGUUUCCUUGCUGUACCAUUACAGGCUUUUAGGACUCAAAUGUACCAAUUGUUUCAUUAAUAACAGAAAAAUGCCAAAUACUGUCAAACAACAUUGCUUUAUGAUAUUCUUUAGCUUACAGGUCUGCCCUUGACUACAGAUCACAUCUUUUUGGGGCUGCUUUAGAAGAAAAUAACAGUGUGUGCCAUUUUCCUUUGUCAGGCUGCAGUAGACAUUAUUUUAGUACCUGAAAUACAUUAAGGGACGUUUUACAAAUGUGUUAGUCCAACGUGGUACCUAAGUGUGGGUAUGUGUUUUCCUCAGACUUUGCUACUGGAUUGCACCCUACAUCUGAAAACCACUUUUGAGAUGGUAUUAAUUUAGUCUAGAAUAGAUUCACUUUAAAUUAACACCAGCCUUUAUUCCAAAAUAAUGUACUUGUAGACAAGCUGUCAGACUUUCUUCCGAUAUUGGAAUAAGAAAAAACAGGAAAAGUAAAUCUCUGAGAGUUUUUUAUCA
This is a messenger RNA of Manacus vitellinus (golden-collared manakin), 4595 nucleotides long. It is a transcript of the gene HMGB1, whose product is annotated as high mobility group box 1. The transcript is spliced from 4 exons. Gene Ontology annotation, cellular component: nucleus. Lineage: Eukaryota; Metazoa; Chordata; Aves; Passeriformes; Pipridae. The coding region runs from base 14 to 661 and encodes 215 amino acids. The record is from RefSeq and is a predicted model, not a curated record. Gene Ontology annotation, biological process: regulation of transcription by RNA polymerase II. Gene Ontology annotation, molecular function: DNA binding, bending.